CAUGGUGGCUGCCAGUCAGAGGAGCUGGGACUCAGGCGCUGCUUGAAGAGCAGAUUAUGAAGCGGUGCUCAACCAGCGGCAGUCUCCUCUUAUCGUCUCAAUGGCUGCACACGCAUUCCUCCUCUGCUCCGUCGCCUUGCUGUCCGCCUUCAGCCGGCCUGGGCGCUCCUUCACUGAUGACGACUUUCAGACUGGACUUAUCUAUGACGAAGUGCCUGAGAUCCUGGAUAGAAGCAAAGACAACCCCCAUCAAGCAACAAGAGUCACAUCACGUCAAGAUGGAGAGUACGGCUUAGAAAGUGAAGAGGUAGCUUUGACGCCUGAAGAUGAAAACCCACUCAGGAGAAUACUGCAGCCUUUUAAAUGGCAUCAUCCUGGGAUGUCUCUCAGCAAAAGGAAGCUCCUCCAGUCUCUGAUGGGGCCCUAUGGUCCACUCAGUGUGUCUUACAAUGGGAAGACUUGCAUUCUAUUUAAGGCAAAGCGCCUGGCAAUCCGCUACAAGAACCAUACAUUUACUGAUCUGACAGACAGAGUAUUCAACCCCAGUUCACCUGUGGAUACUAAAGGCUCCAUCUGCACCAAGGACAAAGCUACACUUUCAUUAAGAUUUGGUGAUGUGGAGGACUUGCGAGGUCUGGUUAUAAGACUUCAAAUGUCAAACACUUUUUAUGAGGCAGCGGGUCAAAACUGGUUCACACUAGACAGCGUUCACAUCCACUACAAUUGGACCCAAGAGGCUACAUUCAACGCCAGCAAGGUCUACGCUCCUGCCACUUCAUCCUACCAUUGCCAGCACGUCAGCAGUCUGCAUAAAUAUGACACCCUGCUAGUGCCCAGCUCCCACACUGACACAUCCGCUAACUGGCACAUCACUUUCACUGAUUUCCAGAUCCAGGCCUUCAAUGUGCAGUCAGACAAGUUUGCAUCAGCCAGCGACUGUGCUACUUUCUUGACGCCAGCUAUCCUGAUGGGCUUGGUGACAUCCUUAAUCCUGCUCCUUGUCUUAGCCUAUGCCCUGCACAUGGUGGUACACCUUAAGCACAUUGACCGCUAUGAAGAGCACAAAGCCACUGUAUAUUUUCCCCGCAGUCCAGAGGCAGAGUUACCAGAUAAAAACAGCCUGUGAAGGAGAAUGAGGAACCGGAGGAUGACGGAGAGAGGUGGGGAAAUAGAAACCCGAGAAGCAAGGCUGAGAGGAGAGCAAGUGGCCACAAGAGUGAAAAAGUAUCUUCCACAGAAUCUUUGUUCAACAAAAUGAAAACUUUGCCUGUUCAUGUGAAAACCUAAGUCUUAACUUCUUUAAGUAAAUGCAGACCGUGGUUGGAUACUUUUUUCUUCUUUCCUCAUUGACCUGCAUCUCCUUUGGAUGUCCAUGCCUCUCCCAGAGAUGGCUCAUUGCCCUUAUGUCAAAGGUCAGUGUCAGUCCCAGGGCCCUGAAUGGUAAUGACAUGUACGAGUCUUUACCCCAGCCAGCCAUUAAAACAAGAGGCUUGCAACUGUAGCUAAUACAGCUAACUCAGAUGCUCCAGCUUAAAUGUAUGUAUUACAUGGUUCACAAGUGUCAUAUAAUGAGUACCCAUCAUGAACAUCAUCUUUCAAGCUUUCAUUAUACUUUGUCUAAUACGCUGCAAGAAAUGUAAACUUCAAACAGCCAGUUUUAUUACUGAGAUAGCCUUAUUAGCUGCAUGCCCUAAUAGGCUGGUCUGUCUGGGCUAGCACAGUGUUUCCUAAUUAAAAGAUUAGGACAGGUCUUGCUUGAGUUUAAGCUUAAAAUAAUCAGAUAUGGCAUAAUGUAAAAAAAGCUGGAGAGGCUUUGAGUGCAAGCGGAGGGAAAUAUAUUGGGAACCACUGAUCUAGCAUCUGGCUGGAGUGAAUGGAUCAACACUACUGGCCCUUCAGAGCCUCUGGCUUCUCGUAUCCUCUGAACAAGACUGAACAAGACUGCUGCUUGGGACUUAACUGUGAAAUGGCCUUUUGCAGACCAGCCAGAGAAAGAGGGUUCUUCAAACUAGCACAACAUUCGUUAGCUGCAAAAGCACUAACGACAAGACUCUAAAAGACUAUACAAGGAACUAUGCUGCACAAGACGGCCUGUCUGAUGGCAGGGCAGGAAUGAAAGUUUUGGGAUGCAAUGACUUAUUUGAGUCAAUUGUUUGAACAGGGGAGGCUGUUGGUCCUCCAUCUACACAAAUGGAACUGACUGCCAAAGUGAAGCUACUAUGGAGUUGCCAUAACAUUUGGUGAAAGACAGAAUGAGACUAUUUGAAAAUGAAAGCUUACCAUUACAGCUAUGUACAAAAUAAGCAAAUGCAUUCAUGUACAGAAGUGUCCCUCUGCGGAGGUCCUUUUUUUAUAUUCAGUUUAAUCAUGAAAUACUGUUAGGUACAGGUGGACUAUGCUAAUCCUCAUAACCAAACGGAUAUACAAAGCUGUAGAUACAUUAAGACCUCUAUACGUUCAUAGCUGUUUAUUAUCUCCAAAUACUGCACAACUAAUAAACAUAGGUGCAAUUGUGCUACGAGGAUUGGUCAAUGUAUCAAUGCAUAUAAUUUUUUUCUACAAAGCAUUGACAUGUUACACUGUCUAUUUGUUUUAAGUUGGGCCAAACAAUGUAAGGUCUAAUUUCAUCUAACUGUAAAUUACAGUGCAAAUCCUUACCAGAGAUGGACAAUACUAUGGAAUGCAGUCCAAUCACAGGGACUUAUAGAUGCCAUUAUAAUACCAGAAGCCACACUAGCAGCAGUAACAGCAUCAGUAAGUCAUUUCUUCUGAAAAAAUAAAAAAUAAAAUAACCACUCAGCAUGACAGUAAAUAGAUAUCUUAACAUUUGAUAUGGCAGUUCUGUCAGUCUGUAGCAGUGUGAAAUGUGUUCUUUGGUCAUAAAUGUAUCCUACAAACUA
This is a messenger RNA of Melanotaenia boesemani (Boeseman's rainbowfish), 2900 nucleotides long. It is a transcript of the gene atp6ap1lb, whose product is annotated as ATPase H+ transporting accessory protein 1 like b. Gene Ontology annotation, cellular component: proton-transporting V-type ATPase complex. Lineage: Eukaryota; Metazoa; Chordata; Actinopteri; Atheriniformes; Melanotaeniidae. The coding region runs from base 101 to 1126 and encodes 341 amino acids. The record is from RefSeq and is a predicted model, not a curated record. The transcript is spliced from 7 exons.